Candidula unifasciata is the source of this 987-nucleotide messenger RNA. Lineage: Eukaryota; Metazoa; Mollusca; Gastropoda; Stylommatophora; Geomitridae. The record is from the annotation of a GenBank genome assembly.
AUGAAUUCAAAAUUUCAGGUUGAUCUUCUGCGCUCAUUCAUCUUUCGCAACUCACAGAAAACAUACACUGGAAUCCCUGUCAUUGCAGCAAAUAUGGACACUGUGGGGACAUUUCAAAUGGCGAAACAAAUGGCAAAGCACCUGAUGUUCACAACCAUCCACAAGCAUUAUUCUGUUGAUGACUGGAAGGAGUUUGCUGCUGCUGAUAAAGUCACUUUGGAGCAUGUAGCUGCCAGUUCCGGCAUCGGAGCAGGAGAUCUGGAGCGGCUGAGUGCCAUCCUUGAGGCCGUUCCUGAGAUCAAGUUCAUCUGUAUUGAUGUUGCCAAUGGAUACUCGGAGCACUUCGUUCAGUUUGUCAGAGAUGUCAGGAAACGGUAUCCAGAGCACACCAUCAUGGCAGGAAAUGUGGUCACGGGAGAAAUGGUGGAAGAACUGUUACUGUCUGGCGCAGACAUCAUUAAGGUGGGCAUCGGACCUGGUUCAGUGUGCACAACCCGGAAGAAGACUGGAGUUGGCUACCCUCAGCUCAGUGCCGUUAUAGAGUGUGCAGACGCAGCUCACGGCCUUGGUGGUCACAUUAUAUCAGAUGGUGGCUGUACUUGUCCUGGGGAUGUUUCCAAAGCCUUCGGAGCCGGAGCAGACUUUGUCAUGCUAGGAGGGAUGCUAGCCGGACACACCGAGUCUGGAGGAGAAACAAUAGAGAAGAAUGGUAAAAAGUACAAGCUCUUUUACGGCAUGAGUUCAGCAACAGCCAUGACAAAGCAUGCAGGAGGUGUGGCUGAGUACAGGGCCUCAGAAGGUAAAACAGUCACUAUUCCUUUCCGGGGAGAUGUAGAAGACACCAUUCAGGACAUUCUGGGUGGGGUCCGAUCCACCUGCACGUACGUGGGAGCAUCCAAGCUCAAGGAGUUGAGUAGGAGGACCACGUUUAUCAGAGUCACCCAGCAGCUGAACGAAGUGUUUACUGCCAACACCACAGAGAAUUGA